UACAACAGCUGAUGUUAUGGGUCGAGGAAAAAUUUAGAGGCGUUGGAAAUAGAAUUCGAUACGCAUUGUAUCAUGUGAUAGAAAAAAGUGCAGUCUAAGCUCCGCCCGUUAAGUGGUCUCCAUGGCGACGUACAUUUCUUGUUUUCGUUGCUGCGGUUACAAGGGGAAGCGUUCUCUGUUAGUUGCUCAUGGCUUUCUUUGGGCUAACAGCUCUUGGGUAUCAGGACCCGUUCCGUGCCGCCAGGCUUGUUGUGCCUGAAGUGCAAAAGAAUGAUACCGGUGGUAUUGCAGGAAACUGUGAGGAAGGAGAAUCAAAUCAUGUCAAUGUUACAGAAGUUGCUCCACCAUCUACGUACAUCAGCCAAAGUGUGUAUAAGGAGAGAGUAAAUCGGAAUCAGACCUUGAGAACUCCCAAAGAGACUCAGAGAAAGCCCAUGACAGCAACUCAGCACUAUGGAUGGUGGUUGCCACAGGACCCUAAUGUCAAAGCGGAUAAUGUUCACCCCUGGAUUAAAGGGCCACACCAUCCUAUGAUAAGCAGUCCCAUGACCAGAUUUGUUGAUCAAAUGGCUUUGACAAACAAAGACUUCAGCUUAUUUUGAAUUGACCUGCGGUGGAAUAUGGAAGAUUGUUGUCUAUCAUGGAUGUAAAUGCCUUCCCAACUGAACAGCCCACGUGCCAAAUUAUCUCUAGUAUCCUCUGUUUCUUGCUGUGACAGUAACCGUGCACUGCAGGCCUCUCUUAAGAAUUAUGAGACAAAUGUUCUGCAUUACGAUGGCCGAGUAGUUAAAAAAUGUUUUUAGUUGAGUGUGAUGCUCUUUAAUAGCCAAACUUUUUCAUUGAUAAAAUCUUGCACCACAGAAGCUUUCAAAACCUCACCUAUCUUAACUGAAUAUGUUGAUCCACUAAAAAGUACCACAGUCAACUUAUAACAAUCUUCUCUGGAAACUCACAUGGCAAUAACUCUUCCAUAACAGAUUAAUAAAUACUGUGAAUUUCAAAUGUAUUUUUUUUUAUUUAAGUGAAAAUUCAUUAACAAUAAGGAACACAACUUAAAUAUAACAUGUUUUAUAAAAACGUAAUGUAUUGUCAAUUGCAAACGUUUUACAAUAUAUAAUCAUUAUAUAAUUCUUCUCUUUUUAUACCCUCUUUAUACUUGAUACCCAUAUCCUAAAGAGUAAAAUAAAAAUGUGUAUAUAAACAACAUUCUCUCGUUUCCAGUACCAAAUAUUUUUCUCAAUACAUCCAUUCCCUCUUUUAAAUUCGUUUCCAGUAUAAAUUCUGUAUUCCUAAAAGAUAAAAUAUUUUGUUUCUUCAAUGCCACAUCUAGUGACAAUGUAAUUCUCCCAUCUCUUAAAAAAAUCUUAAAUUGUACAUCUAUAGAUGUUAAAUAAAUAAUUGAUACCUAACCUUAUUUUUCAUUUCUGAGAAUUUAAGAUCUUUAUGUGAUUUCCAAUAUUUUAGAAUUAAACAUUUACCCAGGAGAAUAAUUGUGUGAAUAAAACCCUGUGGCUUUACCAAAUUCUUUAUAACCUAAUAUAAAAAAAACAAUUAUAGGGAAAAAAAACUUGUUUUUCAAUAAUUUUACUAGACCAAAACCAAAUGUUGCCCCAGAAUCUCUGUAUAAUAGGUAUCUCCAAAAACAGUGAUAGAUUUCCAGAAAUGAACAUUUUGACAUUGAAUCAUACUUAUUUUUAUCCCAUCUAAAAAAAGAAGUUGUGUUAAAUAUACUUGAUAUAACAUUUGUUUUUCCCUAUACAUUUCAGCAAUGUUUACUCUAUUUGAAGAAUAAUUUGAAGAAUUACAUGUAUCCACAUUAUCUUCUUAAAAAAGAUUCUAUUUUAACUUGACAAAUUCAGUAUUGCUCUCCUCUUGAGCAUUUAAAAGGAAUUUGUAAAUACUGGAUAUAGAAUAAAGUCUUCGUUUGAAAAGCUCACAAA
Molecule: messenger RNA, 1940 nt
Organism: Bombina bombina (fire-bellied toad)
Lineage: Eukaryota; Metazoa; Chordata; Amphibia; Anura; Bombinatoridae
Gene: SPMIP11
Product: testis expressed 49
Exons: 4
Coding region: 189-602 (137 amino acids)
Source: RefSeq, a predicted model, not a curated record